AUGGAAGUUCUGAAAGGCCUCGACCGUCUUAUAGUCCGUGAGAGGAGUGAUAGUUCGUGUGGCCGGUACGCGGUGCUGACGAGUGAGGGUGUGGAGGUGAUGCAGGCCAGAGAGAACACGGGGCUGCUGCACCAGGUGCUGGCCGGACGGAGCAGGGCCUUCCAUAUAGAUAUAUAUGAUAUGGACCAGCACGAGGUGAUGAAGCUCCGUCGUCCGUACAGCGUGAGUUCAGACAAGAUGGACGUGUGUGUGUGCGGGGAGACGGUCGCCGUGGUCAGGAAGGAGGUGACCUUCUUGAAGCCGGUGCUGGUCAUCAAUGACUCGUCUGACAAGAACGUCAUACGAGUCAAGGGCCCAGUCUCUAUAACAGAUGACUGCCACUUUGAGUUGUUCACAGCUGACAAGAAGCCCCUGGGCGACAUCAGCCGCCGGUGUCGUCGUGUGGGAGCCGAGCGAGACCUCUUCACUAUCAACUUCCCUCUUCAACUGGAUCCUCGCCACAAGGCUGCUGUUAUUGGGACCUGCUUCCUCAUUAAUUUCUUGUUCUACGAGAAUUGA
This is a messenger RNA of Danaus chrysippus (African queen), 558 nucleotides long. The record is from the annotation of a GenBank genome assembly. Lineage: Eukaryota; Metazoa; Arthropoda; Insecta; Lepidoptera; Nymphalidae.